AUGUACGUUUUGCACACUCUGUUGCAUGUUGCGUCGCUGACAAUUUUUGCCAAUACAUGUUGCACUUGGCAAAUAUUUGCAGACACGUACACAGGACGUAUCUGCAUCGCCGUGAACCCUUACCAAUGGCUGGAUCUGUACUCCAAGCAAACAAUGGAGAAAUUCAGCGACGGCAAGCGGGAAAACAAGCCGCCGCACGUGUACGCCGUGUCCAUGGAGGCCUUUUUCAACAUGCGGCAGAAACAGGAAAACCAGAGCAUCCUCGUCUCUGGUGAAUCCGGAGCUGGCAAAACGGAGACAACCAAGAUCGUCAUGAGCCACUUGGCAGCUCUUGCCACCAACUCGAACUCGAAAGUCAUCCAGCAAAUUAUCCAAGCCAACCCGCUGCUGGAAUCUUUCGGUAACGCUAAGACCGUGCGCAACGACAACUCCAGUCGCUUCGGUAAAUUCACGGAGCUUCAGUUCACAAUCGAAGGCCAAUUAAUCGGCGCCAGGUCUCGCACGUAUCUGUUGGAAAAGAGUCGCGUGACGACUCAAGCGGAUGGGGAACGCAAUUUCCACAUCUUUUACCAAUUAUUGGCGCAACGUAAACAGUUUCCCGACCUGGAACUCGACAUGGUUGAGUCGUUUAAGUACGUUUCCGAGCGAGCCGAAGCCCCCGGAGGCGACGAAGAAGGCGAUCUCAGUCGCACCCGUGAAGCUCUGGAGCUCGUGGGCAUUGAGCAGCCCUUGCAACAGGAAAUUAUCCAGAUUCUGGGCGCUGUGUUGCAUCUGGGUGAGACGGAAUUCACUACUCGCAAUGGAGACGUGGAUGCGUCGCAACUGGUGGAUUUAAAGCAUUUCACUGUGGCCUGUCGUCUUCUGGGCGUUGAGGUGGACGCUCUGGAGCGCGCAGUGUGCAACCGCAACGUGUUUGUGGGUCGAGAAGUGAUCCUAAAGCCCAUGACGCACGACCAGGCGGCGGAUUGUCGCGAUGCGCUGGCCAAGAGUUUAUAUUCCAAGCUUUUCUUGUGGCUGGUGGAGCAGAUUAACCAGACGAUCGGAGUGAAAACGACCGGGGCGGGGUCAUUUAUCGGUAUUCUGGAUAUCUUCGGCUUCGAACACUUCGAGACCAACUCGUUCGAGCAGUUCUGUAUCAAUUACGCCAACGAAAAGUUGCAACAGAAGUUCGUACAGGACGUGCUCAAGACGGUACAGAUCGAGUACGAAGAGGAGAACAUCUCGUGGUCGCACAUCACGUUCGCAGACAACCAGGACGUGCUGAAUCUCAUCGAAGGCCGGUUGGGUGUCAUCAGCUUCUUGAAUGAGGAAUCGCUGCUCGCCACGGGCACAGACGCGUCGUUCGCGAGUAAACUGGGCGCUGUGAUGGAGAAUAACCCGCUGCUGGAGACUCCCAGACUUAAUAAGUGCGCCUUCUCCAUCUACCACUACGCCGGAAAGGUGACGUACGACGCGUCAGGCUUCCUGGACAAGCACCGCGACGCCAUUUUGCCCGAUAUCAAGCAGUGUAUGAGCAAGUCGAAGCUCAAAAUCCUGUCCAAGAUGUUCACGGACGACGUGAAUGCCAGUAGUACCGGUAAUACCGGCUCCACUGCUCGUGGUAGAACACGCAGCAGUAGCACGAAGAAAGGAGGACACGCACAGACACGACGAACUACCGUCGGCACGCAGUUCAAGGAGAGUCUGUCACAACUUAUGGAGAAGAUCGGCCUCACUGAGGUUCACUAUGUGCGUUGUUUGAAGCCGAACCCGCUGAAAAGCGCCAACUGCUUCUCGCACGGCGACAUUGUGAGUCAACUGCGUUGUGCCGGCGUCAUUGAAGCCAUCCGUGUGUCUCGCAGUGCGUAUCCGAGUCGUAUGCCUCACUUGGAGUGCUUCAAGAAGUUCCGCGUGCUGUUAACUGGCGCUGUGCCGACGCAGAAUAAGUUUAUCAGCGACUCGGACACGGAACACAUCAAGACUCAGUGCGAAGAGCUGAUGGACAAAUUGUUACCGGGUCGGAACAUCCAGGAUUACCAGGUGGGACUCACGCGCGUAUAUUUCCGCGAAGGAGUGCUGGAAGAACUCGAGACCAAGCGCGGCUGGGCGCUACGCAAGUACGCGAUCGUGUUGCAGAAGAACGUGCGGUGCUGGCUCAUGCGUCGCCGUUAUCUGCGUCAGAAGCAGCAGAUCGUGGUCAUCCAGAAGUAUUGGCGGCGCUAUGUGGUCCAUAAACGCUACUUGACGCUACGUCGAGGUGUAGUGUUGCUACAGGCGCAAGCUCGCGGCGUCGCGGCGCGUAAAAUGUACCGCGUGCUCAAGUUCGACUACUGCAUCGUGCGGUUCCAGGCGUACUGUCGUAUGCACACGGAGCGUCAACGUUAUCUCAAGAAACUGGCUGCUGUUCGAAGACUACAAGGGUUCUUCCGCUUCUCUCUGCUGCGUCUCGUGUUCCUAAGGAAGAUGGAGAAGGAGAAAGCGUACAAGGAACUCGGAUCCAAGGUGGCGCAGCUGCAGAUGAAGCUGGACAGGAAACAGGUGCAUACUGGAGCCAAGAUGUCUCCGUCCGCCAAGAACCGGUCGUUGAGUCCGUCCGACGUGCCGCACGCGUCCGGUCCCGGCAGUACCAGUAGCAGUAGCUCCACGCGUGGUUCGAUGCUCAACAGCCGGUUCAGUGGCACUAGUGGCAUCUUGGACGAGAGCAACGAAGUGAUCACUGCGCUUCACGAAGAGAACGAGAAGCUUCGUCAGCAAUUGGAGAAGCAGGAAGCGGAGAUUCAACGACUGAAGACUGAGAACCGGACGCUCAAGAACUGGCAGCAAAGUAAAGAAGUGGGCGAACAGGUGCAGAAACUGGCACACAGAGACCAGGAGAGCAAGGACCUAACGUAUCUGGCUGCGAUCGAGACGGAGUACGAGAAGCUGCGCGCGUACAUCUGCGAGUCCCGCGAUCUACCGACGGAUGUGGGCAGCAUCACGCAGGCCAACAACGCGCCGCCAGCUACAGGCGGUCGCAGCUCGUUGACGUCCGUGGCGUCGGAUAAGUCGCUGCUUGCGACGGCGGCGGCGAACGGCAUUAUGGACCAGAAAUCGGCUGAGGCGCAUCAUUUGUUGAUGAAGAGUGCGGCGCGUAUUGCACACGCCAAGAGUAAAGUGUCCAGUAAGGGCAAUGCACGUCGCGUUAAGGAUCAUUGGGAAGAGAUCCGGAACUUCCCGCCGCCGAUGCACUACUCGUUGGGCUCUGUGCCGUGGAAGCGGCUGCUAACGGACUGGGCGCAGGGCAACCCGAAGAAACUCGACUACAUGACACGCUGGCUCAAGAACGUCUUGGACGGCGGGCCGAUCGUCUCGGACACGUUCCCGAUGGGUGUGGAGCUCAAGUACGUGACGCCCAUGAUGCUGGAUGGGUUUAUGCAGUUGGUGAUCCCCAAGCUGGCCGAGCGACCAGAUAUUCAGGUGCAUGUGCAUACGAAGGAGUUCAUCGGAACGAGUAUGCGGAUUACUCUGUCACAGUUGGAGCAGCAGGGCAGUCAGCGUACACCUGCCCACCCGAGAAUGGAGCGCUCGGCGCCGAUGGAAGUGGAGGAUUUCCAGCGCAUUUCUAUCCUCGCCAACUCCAAUAGCCGCAACUCGAGCAGUCGGAUGUCUGCGUCGACGUUGAGUCUGUCGCCCAUGGAGUCGAGUUCGGCGAUUUCGUCGGGUAGUCCGAGCAGCUAUCGCUCCAGUAUCUUCCGCUCCGGACGCAGCAACCACAGCGGUGAACACAGCGCACGUAACUCGUUCUUCCAUCGGAACAAGUAG
Phytophthora nicotianae INRA-310 is the source of this 3780-nucleotide messenger RNA. RefSeq lists its product as hypothetical. The coding region runs from base 1 to 3780 and encodes 1259 amino acids. Gene Ontology annotation, biological process: actin filament organization; vesicle transport along actin filament. Lineage: Eukaryota; Oomycota; Peronosporomycetes; Peronosporales; Peronosporaceae. The transcript has a single exon. Gene Ontology annotation, cellular component: myosin complex; actin cytoskeleton; vesicle. The record is from RefSeq and is a predicted model, not a curated record. Gene Ontology annotation, molecular function: ATP binding; microfilament motor activity; actin filament binding.